UACAUUACGAUCCUGUUCUAUUCUGAAUUAACUCAACCAAGAACUGUUUUUAUCUUAGGAGUACCCCUGUAGUUAUCUCCCCUGUCUGUCCAUUGUAGAAGUUACAAACAUCGCCGUCCUCUUAAUUACCAGAAAUCCCAACGGAACUUUUAUUGAAAUUACAAAUGUAGAAAAACGACGUCGGUUAAAUUAAAACCAACUAUUCUUCUUCAUCUAUUCACACCUCUGUCUCUUUUCAUGUUCGUUCUGAAUUAAGAAUGGACAUUGAAUCACAGAUUGGAGAGGUAUCAAAGUACAAUGUUGUCUCUUUGAGUGAGUUUUAAAUUCUUAGUGUGUACUGUACACUCAAUGAAUAUAUGUGUGAUUCUAAGUGACUCACAUUUCUGAGUUUACUUCAUGGAAAGCAUCUAGGUGGUAACUGAACAAGUGUGAAAGUUAAAGAAACAUGUCCUCAAAAUAUUUUGUCUAAAUCCACAGUUAUUCAGAUUUUCAGUAAUUUUGCUGACUUCCAUAACUGGUCAUCCUCCAUAGGGAAAUGUGUGAUACAAUAUCAUCACCAAAUAAGGACUUCUCAGUUCAUCAACAGAAUCAUAAUACAGAAAGAUUAUUUCGUUGUGAAAUAUGUGAUAAAAUAUUCUCUCUGAAAAGGUCUUACCUCCAUCACAAACACAGCCAUUUGAAAGAAAAGACAUUCUCUUGUGAGAUUUGUGAUAAAAGAUUUGUCUGGAAGAGCCAGUUGUCCUACCACAUACGUGCUCAUACAGGAGAGAAGCCUUACACUUGUGAUAUUUGUGAUAAAGCAUUUGCUCGCAAGAGCAAAUUGGCCAUUCAUGAGCGUAUUCACACAGGUGAGAAACCUUACCAUUGUGAAAUUUGUAAUAAAACUUUCUCUGAAAAUAGUUCAUUAACUUCUCACCAACAUGUUCACACAGGGGAGAAGCCAUACCAUUGUGAAAUUUGUGGGAAAAGAUUCUUUCGAAACGGUCACUUAUCUAUUCAUGUGCGGACACACACGGGAGAAAGGCCAUACAGUUGUGACAUUUGUGCUAAAUCAUUCUCUAGAAAAAGUGGUUUGUCUGCCCACAAAUUAACUCACAGUGGGGAGAAACCCUACCAUUGUGAAACUUGUGCGAAAGUAUUCGCCAACAAUUACAAUUUGAUGAGGCACAAACUGACCCAUACUGGAAUAAAACCACAUCGUUGUGAGAUUUGUGGAAAAGAAUUCUAUCGAAAUAAUCACUUAUCUAUUCAUGUACGAAUUCACACUGGCGAAAAACCAUAUGUAUGUGAAAUCUGUGGUAGAGCAUUCUCAGACAAAAGUGGGUUUCGUGGUCACAAAUUUACUCACGUUGCUAACAAACCUUUCCCCUGUACAAUAUGUGGUAAGUCGUUUUCACAAAACCGUCUGCUACUUUCCCACACACUAAUUCAUACUGGUGAGAAGCCAUUCCGUUGUGAUAUUUGUGAUAAGGCAUUUUCUCGUAAAAAGACUUUAUCUAACCAUAGACGUAUUCAUACAGAAGAGAAAUCCUACAGUUGUGAAAUUUGUGGACAGAAAUUCUUCCUCUAUGACGGCUUUUGUCACCAUAAAAAAACACAUACUGAUUGGAAUCAGGUAGAAUGUGGAUUUUGAGGUAAGUUGCUUUAAGGUAGGGAACCUUAAAUUGGUUCCAAUCUUUGCUGAGAUGUAAUUUCAAGAACACUGACCCCUAUCAACUUAAUAAGGAAUGGUUCAGUGCCAAAAUAACAUCACAUUAGAAAUAAUAGUAAAGAAGAAAAAAAGAAAGGAAAAAAAAGUAAUGGAAAACAUUCAAAUGUUAAGACACACUGUACCUUUUUUUGUAAACACAGGAAAGAAAAAUAUAACAUCUAAAUACAUUUGAUUUGUGAACGAUAAUGCUGCCAUAGAUAAAAUGAUAACAGAAUCCUCCAAAUCAGUGAAGAAAUGAAAGUCUGCUUGGUUGACAAAUUUAAUAUUUUCCAACAGAAAACAGUUGAUUACAUAUUAUGAAAAUGAUAAUAAAAAUUAUCAGAAAGACUAGAUAACUUUACAAACAGGCUGAUAAAACUCUAGCAGCUGCCACAGGGGGAAGCCUCUGUGUAGUUACUUAUCUUUUAGAAAUAGCAACGCAAAUCUCUUUCAAUUCACACUGUUGUCCUUAUAAAAGAAGGGAUUAAUAUAGUCUUAAACUACAGUCUGACCGUGGAAGGAAUACUCUUCAACUAAAUGUAUACCAUGAGCUAGUGAAAAAAAAAAUCUCUGGUCACUUGACCAGCUAAAAAUAACAGUUAAAUCACACCUUGCCAUCUUAAUAAAAGGAUGACUCAUUAUUUUGCUGUUGUCCUAGAUAUAUUAUGUCUGAAAAAAUAUACAGGAUAUUGAUCACAGCUGAUAUUCUUUUGAACUGGGCCUGCUUACCACCACCAAUCAGGGAAGUGAUCUGUAAAUCAUGUAACUAAAAAGAUCCAGUGAUAUAGUAGAUUUGUUGAUAUAUUAUGUAAUGCAUUCUUGAGUAAUGCUUAAAAUGUAUUUUAAUGAUCAUACAUAACUGUACACAUGUAUAUAAAUACAUACAUAUGGC
Octopus sinensis (East Asian common octopus) is the source of this 2582-nucleotide messenger RNA. Its product is annotated as zinc finger protein 239-like. The record is from RefSeq and is a predicted model, not a curated record. NCBI's taxonomy places the organism in Eukaryota, Metazoa, Mollusca, Cephalopoda, Octopoda, Octopodidae. Gene Ontology annotation, molecular function: DNA-binding transcription factor activity, RNA polymerase II-specific; RNA polymerase II cis-regulatory region sequence-specific DNA binding. Gene Ontology annotation, biological process: regulation of transcription by RNA polymerase II. The coding region runs from base 536 to 1633 and encodes 365 amino acids. Gene Ontology annotation, cellular component: nucleus. The transcript has 2 exons.